AUGGAUCAAUGCUGCCCCCCACCCCCCCUCUCCCUCCUCUGCGCCAUCCUCCUCUGCCUCCCCCUCGCCGUCAUCUUCACUUUCACCGCCCCCUCCGCCACCACCUCCGCCGCCGUUUCCGGCGGCGCCGCCACUUCCCCACUCCCCUUCACUAUACCACCCCCCUUCACCAACCACACCACUAAUACAAGCCAAGCAAGGAAAACACUUCCACACCCCAAAAUCAAGAAUCUCACCGCCGCCGCCGCCGCCACGGCGGCGGCGGCGGCGGCGGAUGAAGCCGAAGAUCAAAUACUACUCAACCUCGCUUCCCGGGUCGACCCGAGCCCGAGACCCGUCAAGAAGCUCGCAUUCAUGUUCCUCGCCACCACCUCCCUACCCCACGCGCCGCUGUGGGAGCAAUUCUUCUCACGCGCCGCCGCGGAGCGGUACAACAUAUACAUCCACGCCGCCGCCGACUUCGCGGUCCCCUCCGGCGGCGCGUUCGCGAACAGGACCGUCCCGUCGAGGCCCACGCGCCGCAACACCCCGACGCUGAUCGCCGCGGCGCGGAGGCUCCUCGCCCACGCGCUCCUCGACGACGGGGCGAACGCGGUGUUCGCCCUCCUCUCGCCUUCGUGUGUUCCCCUCCACUCCUUCGGCUACACGUAUCGGGUACUCACGAAGUCGCGGCGGAGCUUCGUCGAAAUUUUAUCGAACGAGCCCGGCGCGUGGGAGAGAUGGGCGGCGCGUGGGGAGCACGCGAUGCUGCCGGAGGUGGGGUUCGGCGAUUUCCGGAUUGGGUCCCAGUUCUGGGCGGUGAAGAGGAAGCAUGCGAGGGUGAUUGUCCGUGACAAGAGGCUUUGGGCGAAGUUCCAGGUGGCGUGCCUGCGCGACGACACGUGUUACCCGGAGGAGCACUACUUCCCUACGCUGCUGAGCAUGGUGGACCCGCGCGGGUGCACGCCCUGCACCCUCACGCACGUGGACUGGAGGGGGAGCAGAGGGGGGCAUCCGCGGACCUACGUGGCGGAUGAGGUGGGCCCCGAGCUGAUCAGGGCCCUCCGCAGGAGCAGGCCCAGGUACGGUGACGAGGAGGUCAGAUCGGACGGCUCUAAUUCGUCUGUGACGGUUGUGGCGGGUGACAGGCGGAGGAGGCACGAUCCGUUUCUGUUUGCGAGGAAGUUCUCGCCCGGUGCACUGCACCGGUUGCUGGAGAUUGCGAAUGAUGUUAUUUUUAAAGAUUGAUUUUUUUUUUUUUAAAUAAAAUUUUGUAAUGAUGAUAGUGAUGAAGUGUAGAAUAUAAAGUAUAGUGUGAAAUGAAAUUAAUAAAGCGAAAAGGCGGGAAAAACCCGUGCUUUUGUUUCCAA
This is a messenger RNA of Salvia hispanica, 1349 nucleotides long. RefSeq names its product Core-2/I-branching beta-1,6-N-acetylglucosaminyltransferase family protein. Gene Ontology annotation, molecular function: glycosyltransferase activity. Gene Ontology annotation, cellular component: membrane. NCBI's taxonomy places the organism in Eukaryota, Viridiplantae, Streptophyta, Magnoliopsida, Lamiales, Lamiaceae. The record is from RefSeq and is a predicted model, not a curated record.